AUGCGUCAUUCCGAUUACCGUGGAUUAGAGAAAAAUGCGCAAACGUUCGACGAUGAAUAUGAAGGCUACUCGGCAAGAUCGGUUGAUGAUCAUUACAAUUAUCCGUUUUCCCCCAACAGUAGCGGAGAAUUUAUGACUGAUAGUUCGGAAAGACAACAACAACAUUCAUUAUCAGCAUUCGUUCAAGUUCAACCAAAGCCCAAGAAUAAGAAAGACAAGAAAAACAAAGAUACAUCCAUUGUGAAUAAACUUGUAGAAGAACCAUCUAAUAUUGAAGAGAAAACACCGCAAAACCGAGGACGUCUUACAUCACGUGAUUAUUAUGAUACACAAUUCGACAUGGAACCUGAAGAUGACCUGAAAAAGGCAUCGAAUGCGAUCACUCCAAGUCGUCCGACGCCAUUAGAAACUCUUCCAGCUCGUAUAGCCACAUUGAAGAUUAGUGAGCGAACUGAUCGAAGUGUGUCACCUCAAAAACAGUCAAAAUCAACUCUUGAAUCCCCUUGUGUUACACCACGGCAAGGUGUAUCGCCUGUUGCUGUAUCACGUCGAAAUGAAACUGCCUCGUCAUCAGUUACUUCCACGCUGAAACGCCGUCCAAUGGCAAUUGAUCGCACAAAUACAUUACGCGAUUACAAUGAACGUCUUGAAGGUCGUGAUCUAUUGAAUUUAGUUGUUGUUGGUCAUGUCGAUGCUGGAAAGUCUACUCUGAUGGGCCAUCUACUCGUAAAAUUAAAAGUUGUCGAUGAUCGAACAAUGCAUAAGAAUAAAGUCGAAGCUGCACGAUUGGGAAAAGAGAGCUUUUCCUUUGCUUUCGUUUUGGACGAAUCCGAGGAAGAAAGAGAGCGUGGUGUCACAAUGGACAUUGCUCAAGCACAAUUCAAAACUCCAACGAAAAUUGUUAAUCUUGUCGAUGCACCCGGUCACAAAGAUUUUAUUCCACAUAUGAUUAAUGGAGCUGCUCAAGCUGACGUUGCAAUCCUAGUUGUUGAUGGUCGACGUGGGGAGUUCGAAACUGGUUUUGAAUUUGGUGGUCAAACGCGUGAACAUGCACUUCUCGUACGAUCUCUCGGUGUUUCUCAAUUAAUUUGUGCUGUGAAUAAAAUGGAUGCCAUCGACUGGUCACAAGAACGCUUUGAUGAAAUUGUUAAAAAACUCUCUGCAUUUCUUAAAUCAUCUGGCUACAAAGAAUCCGACGUUACUUUCGUGCCGGUUAGUGGUUGGACAGGAGAAAACCUAAUUUCAUCAACUAAUACACCCUUGCCAUGGUACACUAAAGAUCCCAAUGCCUCGAGUACAGUAACCAAUGGUAUCAUACGAGGUGCAACAUUAAUGGAUUUAAUCGAUCGUUUGAAACCCCCUGAACGACCCAUAUCAAAACCAUUUCGUCUCUGUAUCACAGAUGUGUUUCGUGCAACCGGUAUUGGUGCUAGCACUGUCUCCAUAGCUGGUCGAGUCGAGUGCGGUGGCAUUGAAAUUAAUGAACGUGUUCUCUUACGACCAUCAAAUGAUCAAGUAACCAUAAAAUCGAUUCUUAUCGAAAAUUCAAAUGUCCCAUCAGCAUUCGCCGGUGAUAAUGUUAUACUCAAUAUUCAAGGUGUGGACUCUACUCAUUUAUUCGUUGGUAAUGUUGUUUGUGACCCUGAAUAUCCCAUUCCGUGUACAACAACAAUAGAAGCACGAAUUAUUAUAUUCAACAUCUCAACACCGCUCUUGCCAGGCACACCAGUUGUAUUUCACUUUAAGUCCACGCAAGAACAAUGUAAAAUCAGUCGAUUAAUCGAAGAAUUAGACCGUUCGACCGGCGAACUCAAACGACGGAAUCCGCGUAUGUUGGCGAAGAACACAAGUGGCGUCGUGGAACUCGUCCUCCAUCGACCUAUUUGCUAUGUUAAUUCCAUUUAUUUUAUUAUCGAUCGGUUUGACGUUUUUAGCGCUGAUUUUAACAAUCUUUUGCCAUCAUUUGAACAUCUAACUAUUGUUUAUAAGUUUCAAAAAGGUGACUAUUCGGUAUCAGCGGAAACAUUCAAAGAUAUCAUGAAUUAUUCGCCAGCACAUUCGACUAUUGGAAUUUAUUACGAUAACAUCGAUGAUACACCGGUUGAAGAACGACGUUCGAUGGUUGGUGUCAUUGUCGAUGAAACAAAAGAUGAAGAAAUGAUCGAACGAAUGAAAGCAGAUGAUUAUAAAGCUUUUAAACUUCCGAAAGCGGUGCAAUCAGUGUACACAACAUUUCCAUUUACUAGCGUGUUUUCUGUUUCAAUUGCCAACAUGCGAGUACCUUCACGAUUAAAAGAUUUCAUCCAGACGAAUAAACUCAAUGCUCGUCCAUAUAUCGAAGUGUACGAACCAACAUUGAUUCAUUAUAUUGCGCCGUUAAGUAACUACGAAGACUAUAAUGUUCCAGAAAUGAAUUCUCUACCCGAACAAUAA
Adineta ricciae is the source of this 2433-nucleotide messenger RNA. Lineage: Eukaryota; Metazoa; Rotifera; Eurotatoria; Adinetida; Adinetidae. The record is from the annotation of a GenBank genome assembly.